GUACAGGAAGAGAGCAUUUCAAUGACACGGCAUCUGAAAUUAUCUCAGCAGCGUUGAGGGAGGAAUCCAGGGACUCAAUUUAUGCAUUUUUCAGUCAUGCAGCAGAACCAGUAUUGUGGUUGUCCCCAGGUCUUCUGGACAAACAGUAGUGCACUUUCUAGCUCAGACUGUGCUCCUCAAGUGGGACUGUACCAUUCCAGUGGAAUUGUGGCACACCAGGACAUUUGCCUCCCAUUGCCUGUGCCAGAGAGGAAAAGGCAUAGACAGAACUACAGAGAUGGUACAUGCCUUUGUUUCCUGGUGGCAUUUUUGCUGAUUCUACUUGCCCUCAUGGGGGUCGGGCUGGCAAUGUUUCAGAUCUUCCACCUGCAGAAGGAACUCCAAGAGUUUUCCAGCUCUGGACGUGUCCCUCCAUCUCCUGAUCUGCUGAAAGGAGCUCUGAACAGAACAGCAGAAAAGAAAGUCAAGAGGAGUGCACAUUUAACAGGCAAAGCAAAUCAGCAAUCUCAUCCCCUGGAGUGGGAGACUACCUAUGGACACGCCUUCCUCUCUGGGGUUCAGUACAAGAACAGGGGUCUACUGAUUGAUGAAGCUGGGCUCUACUUUGUUUACUCCAAAGUGUUCUUCCGAGGCCGGACCUGCACUUCCCAGCCACUUGACCACAUUGUUUUCAAAAGAAAUCCAUCGUAUCCUGGCAAUCAGGUCCUGAUGGAGGACAGAAAGAUGAACUAUUGUGUGACAAUGCGCAUGUGGGGCAAAAGUAGUUAUUUGGGGUCUCUGUUCAACCUUUCCAGGCAGGACAGUGUGUAUGUGAGUGUCUCUGAACCCACAAUGAUAAAUUUUGAGGAGUCAAACACCUUUUUUGGUUUAUACAUGCUUUAAAAAAACAGGCACUAGUGCUUUCAUCAAGCUGGCUACAGGGACCUUCUAAGCUGUGCGUGGAACAGCUGAACUGGAACUGCUAUGGACUUCCCAUUUGCCUCUACAAAUCUGAACCAAACGUGAUCUUUUUUCUUCCAGAUUGCUUCAAGGCCAAAGCUCUUUAAGGCAUAUAUUAUAUGCCAAGGACCCCAGGAAACCUUCAGCUUCAAACAGAGCCGCAAACUGGUGAUGUGGGAAGUUUCCCAUGGCUUGUGGGGCUGAGUUGUAAAAUGGAAGAAAAGACAUUGUGUCACUUGCACCCUGAAUUAGUUACAGUCCAGUAACCUUUCUUUUCUAAGGUUUUUUAUACUGCUUACCUUCUGAUAGUUCAUUUUUGUGAAGUGUGAAGUGUAUUGAUGUGAAGAUGUAUUUAAUUUCAUGAAGGAAAAGGGGUUUUUUUGCUCCUGGAUUCUUUGAGGACUCACAGGCCAUUUAUUAUUUUAAAAAUGCU
This is a messenger RNA of Python bivittatus (Burmese python), 1372 nucleotides long. RefSeq names its product Fas ligand (gene FASLG). Gene Ontology annotation, cellular component: membrane. NCBI's taxonomy places the organism in Eukaryota, Metazoa, Chordata, Lepidosauria, Squamata, Pythonidae. The record is from RefSeq and is a predicted model, not a curated record. Gene Ontology annotation, biological process: extrinsic apoptotic signaling pathway via death domain receptors; immune response; apoptotic process. Gene Ontology annotation, molecular function: tumor necrosis factor receptor binding.